AUGCAUAUCGCUGUUAUUUUCUUUUGUUUAAUCGUUUCGAUAACGAUUACUAAUGCUACAAAUCAAUAUUUGGGUUGUUUUAUCGAUCAGAUUGGCAAACGAGACUUGACGAUAUUCAUCGACGACUACGAACAAUUAACACCCAGAGAGUGCAUCAUUCGUUGUCAGAAACGAAACUAUCCCUAUGCAGCGCUUCAGUACGGCAGUGAAUGUCGUUGUGGACAACACUAUGGAAGCUAUGGUCAAGCAUCUGAAGAUGAAUGUGAUCAUCUAUGUUCGACAUCAGAAAAAUGUGGAGGAUACAGACGAAAUAGCGUUUAUCGCGUAAAUAAUUCAUUAAAUGAAUAUAAAACAAUUUCUACCUGUCAAAAUAAUCUUGUUGGUUAUCUUGGAUGUUUUCCUACGGUAUCUCUACAGAUUAGCAUGAAUGCUGUUGAUUCCCUGAAAGAAUGUAUUCAUCAAUGUACUGGGAAAUAUAUCUAUGCAGGAGUUGCGAAUGGUAAUUUGUGCUAUUGUGGAAAUGAAUUGAUUGUGCCUUUAACAAAUUCCAAUCAAUGUAAUAUACAAUGUAAUUCCAGUUCAGAUAUCACUCGCAUGGAUUGCUGUGGUGGCCAGGAUGUAUCCAGUGUUUAUCACAUCCCCAACUACCAAUCUUCGUUACUCAAAGAUCAACCCGAGACAAUUAUUCGAGCAAUAAAUGACAGUACACAAACAAGUCAUGCAACUGUGAUUUCGACAGAAUUCAUAACAUCAUCGCCAUCAUAUUCUUCAGCAGCGAUCAGUUCAAGUACACAUUUGAGUUCAUCAGCUAUUUAUACUACUAGUAGUACGUUGAAUAACACAUACAGUUCAAUUUAUACAUCAUUGAUGAUGUCCAGCGUGUCAUCGGCUACACUAACAUCAUCAGGCACAAUUCUUACAACGUUAUUAACAACUUCGCAUCUAAACACCAAUACUGCUUCGACAGUACUGGCAGGAACUACGAGUGCUACUAGUAUCAGCUCGACAAGUAGUUUCCAAUCUUCUACUAAUCAUGUCACAACCAUAGCAAGUUCAAUAACCUCAACACCAAGUAUUUCCUCAUCAUUCCAUACCGUUACAAGCGAACAUACUGGCGGGACAACGAUGACAACAAUUUUUUCAACUCCUUCCAGCUCUGUUUCAUUUGGUAGUUCAAUAACAUCAAUGAAACCAACGGUCACAUUCACUUCUACUCACACUGACUCAUCAUCUUUUUCUACGAUCAGUUCAUUGACGAACACUCUCUCUUCAACUAGUUUGAUCUCGACAGUGAUAACAACAAAUUCCCAAUACACUUCACCUACCAUCUCAUCCUCUUCUACUCAAAUCACUACAGCAGUCCCUGAGCGAAGUAGCUCAGGACGAUCAAUUGUGACUGCUCUAUUUUCGUCUACUAGUACAUUUGCGAGUAGUAGUUCAACCUAUGUAAGAGCACAAACGACAAUGACUUCUUCUUUUCCACCAGACAUAACCACACAAACUACCAUCACCACCACUACUACUACUACUACUACAGCUAGCACGACCAUAUCACUGUCUUUUCUUAUUUCUACUAUUCUCAUUGUCAAUGCUUCUCAAACAUUCGAUCCAUAUUCGAAUACUACUCGAGAAAGUAUUCGCCAAAAUCUUAUUCAAGUUAUGAAUUUAGCUUUUCUUUGCUACUCUAAUCCAUCUGCUGUUAAUUGCACUCAAACAAAACAGCGCAACAAACGUCAGACAUGUGCCAGUGGUUACAAUGUUAAUCUCGUUUCAAACAUAACUGAAAUUUCUACAAUUACUCCAAAAAAGUAUCAAACUAAUUAUACCGUGCUUGAUUCAUGCAAUGGAAAUCAAUCAGUUGCACCAGUUCUAGUGAAAUCAGCUACAGAUAGAUUGUCUCGAGCACAAAUCACUAAUCUUCUUGGAUAUGAUUAUGAAAACGAAUUCAUUCGAAGCACAACUAUAGCCACUACAAACCCAGUAUCUGAUCAAAAACUAUGGAUAAUCGGUGCUGUUCUCGGGCCUGUAGCUUUUACUAUUCUACUCAUCUUUAUCUUUUGUUAUCUACAUUAUAAAUGUCGUCCACGACAUACGAAUCAAUUACUAGCCAAACCUAUACGAACUGCACCAGCAUUAACGCAAUCUACCACUAAUCCGCCUGUUCCAAGCGAAGCACUAACUGAAUUACCCGCGGCAUCCGUAACUGACAAGAGUGUUCACAUCUUGACGAAACAUGAUCCAUUAGUUGGCGCAAGUACAUCUUUACAACAUUUGACACCUACUGACUCAAACGGAAGCACAAAUCAAAUUAUUCAACAAGCAACUACAACUAGAAUACCAAUGGACGAGAUUCGUCGUCAAAACGAUGUCGAACGUUGGAGAAAUAAACUUCGUUUACAAGAGCAACAUCAUCCAUCAUCAACUGGACAUCGAAAUUCGGUUUCAUCAAGUACAAGUCCUUAUCAAUAUGAUAAUCGUGUCUAUGUGCAUGAUCAUCCUGUGGGCAAUAAUAUACAUUCCACUCGUUCCGUUCAAUCCCCAGAAGUUGAAGCUGGACGGACAAAACUACAUCGUUUAUUAGAUGAAGUUCUCGAUAAAGCUGAAGGUGAGCAGGUUUAUAAUCCAGAUAGUGAAGUAGAACGACAAAAGCGUCGUCGUCAACGUCGUCGUGUUCAUUCCACAUCAGACGAUCAGAAAACUCGACCAUUGCCCAGUAGUGUUCCACAAAUUCCUCAUAUACCUGUCGUUGCACAGGUUUCGGAACGCCCUGACCCAUCCAUUGUUCGCCUUCGCUACGAUCCUUACGAAGCUGGUGACCGUGUUUAUGAUCUUGCACGCUCAAAACCUGUAGAUUUGAUUCCGAAAUAUGGUAUGGAAGAUCAACGUCAUAUUCAAUAUAGUUCUCGUUCGAAUCCUCCGUUGUUUUACGAUGAUUCCAAUCUUCCUGAUCGAGCAGCAACAGCAACCGAUGCUUAUGCAAUGCCAAAACGUAUUGCUCGAGCACGUCUUGAAACCGAUCAGGAAGCCAUGAUGCGGCAUAAUGGUGGACAUCUAGAACAACGCCAACAUCGAUUCGACGAUGAUGCUGUCUAUAUUGAUACGAUAUCAAAAAAUCGAGUACAUAUACGACCAGCUUGGGUUGAACCCGAAGUAGACGAAAAUCGUUAUCGACGUAAUGAUUAUCGAGACGAAUAUAUCAUGGCUAAACGAAGUGUUUUGAAUACAAAAAAUAUCAUUUCGUCCAUCCAUGACGAACUGCAGCAUAUUGUGCUUCCGAAAUCUGAAGAUUAUCAUGCUUGA
Molecule: messenger RNA, 3300 nt
Organism: Adineta ricciae
Lineage: Eukaryota; Metazoa; Rotifera; Eurotatoria; Adinetida; Adinetidae
Source: the annotation of a GenBank genome assembly